Molecule: messenger RNA, 2217 nt
Organism: Acanthamoeba castellanii str. Neff
Lineage: Eukaryota; Discosea; Longamoebia; Acanthamoebidae
Exons: 12
Coding region: 1-2217 (738 amino acids)
Source: RefSeq, a predicted model, not a curated record
AUGAUGAUGGAGCAAGAGGGGCAAGCCGACCUCGACCACGCCAUUGACUCUUGGCUCGCUCGUGAUGCGCUGGCCGGCCUCGGCCGCGCCGUGGGCUCUGUUGGAGCCACGACGUCAGCUGGUGGAGCACCUUCCCCCCUCUCCUCCCCCUCAGAAGAGCGCGAGGUGCCCACUGGCGCCUCCUCCUUCUCCUCGUCAUCGUCGUGGUCAUCGUCGUUUCCGGACGUCGUUCCCUUCCCACCCUCCGGAGCGCCCCUGGCCCACGCUCACGCGAUCCCGCCGCCCACCCAGAUGCCUGGCACCGGGCACCUCGAGGAGGAACUGAGAGCAGAAGGACAAGCUGCGCCGCACCACCACCACCACCACCACCGCCAGCAGCAGCAGCAGCAGGAGGAGGACGGAGGAGGAGAAGGCGACCGAGAGGGCAGCGGCCGCAGCGGCGCGGACGUCGUGAUGGCGGGGUGCGCAUCUCCAGUCGCACCGCCGCUCUCGUCGGCGGGCGCCGCUGCUGCGCCGUGGGGCGGCAUCCUGGGCCACCUGGGCUCCAUCGCCUCCACGCUCGAGCCCCUCUUCCCCUCGGCCGCUGCCUCUGCAGACAUGGCGGGGGCCUCACGACGACCCACCUCCACGACAACGAUGACGACGACGACGCACCCCCACGACAGCGAUGACGACGACGCCUAUCAUGGCGGUGACCAUGAUGCCGCCCGCGGCCAGCGACCCGCCUCGUCGUCGCCGUCGUCGCGGGAGCCAUGGGCGGCCAUGCGCCCCCCGUCUCAUUGCGGUGGUGCUGGUACGGGGCUGGCCAAGGGCCGCGGCGUGGAGGAGACGCCCCUCAUGGCACCGGCCCCGUCGAGCGACGGCCUGGGCCUGGGCGGCAGGCCCUCUUCCUCCGUGCACUGGGCGUCGUCGUCGUCCCGUCUCACCGAUCGCCACCACUGCCACCACCUCGACGACGACGACGACCACAACGGCGGCGGCGGCGGCGGCUCCGCUUCUUCCCACCACCACCACCACUAUCCGACUCCGCACGCCCCGCAAGCCGCCGACUGGCGCGGGAACCACCACCUCCGGCCCCGUCCCCGCCACCUCGACGACCACGACGACCACGACGGCGGCGGCAGUGGCGCCACUCGCAGUGAUGGCAGCGACCACCCAAGCCGCCGCCAUCAGCAGUCACAGCCACAGUCACAGCCGCAGCGUCCGCGGCGUUGGGAGAAUGCGGGAGGGGAGGGCGCAGCUGGAGGCGCCCCUACCUCCUCUUCCCGCCACCAUCGCCAGCAGCAGCCGCCGCCGCCGCCGUCGCUCUUUUCUCCUGCUCCCCCGCCGGGCACGGAUCGGGCGACGCCCGUCUCGCGCUUGGACCGCGACUUUGCGAGCUUCCGCCGGCAGCUCGUCCCCUCGCAGCAGCAGCAGCAGCCGCCGCCGCCGCCGGAGCGGGUGCGCAGCCGGCCAGACCCGCGUCUCUCGUCGGACGAGGAGGAGGAACAGGUGGUGGUGGCGGUGCCUGGUGGUCGCCUCUGUCUGGAGGGCCAGAACCCCAGCGGGUGUCCGGUGCUGCUGUACGCGGCGGGGCCACGAGAAGCCAGCGGGCCGGCCCAGCAGCCGCCGCCGCACGCGGGGUCGUGGUCGUCGUCGUCGUACGGGGAUUUCGUGCGGGGCACGACCGACUGGCUGGCCCUCAAUGAGGCUCUUCGCAAGAACGGCCUACCCACCCUCUCCUUCAUCUCCCGCCCCGCCCAAAGCCUGGGCAUUCCCAACCCGGCCCACGAACGAGCGCUCUUCCGUACUUUCGAGGAGGCGCUGGUGCAGCUCCAUCGGCGGGCUCUGCUCCUGGACCAGCUCAUCGAGGUCGCCAACAAGCGGGCAGAGGCGCGCGUGGCCAAGUACAAGGACGAGGCCGCCCAGCUUCGCCUGCAGCGCGACAAGCGCUGUUGGCUGGAGACGGAGUCCUCCAUCGAGACCAUGCAGCAGCAGUACAUGCGCAAGCACAACGAGCAGCUGGAGGACUUCUUCAAGCUCCGCAAGGAACACGACCACAACCUGCACACACUCAAGGUGCCCCUCCUCCAUCCCGCGGGCCUUCAGCGUAGUGGUUUGCCGCGCAGCAGCCUAGGACCGAAGCUGACGCCGACCUCCGCACAGGAGCAAGAGCGGGCGUUGCAGGCCAAGGACCUCGAAAUCGCCGCCCUCCGGCGACACCUGGAGCGGGGCUGA